AUGUCUUCUCCGCCACCUACAAAACCUCCCCGAGGCGUAAAACAGGGAAAAGAAACGAGUGGUCUCCUUAUGUCUGUCAUUCGGACAUUAUCAGCAAGUGAGACAAAUGAGCAGCGUGAAAAAGAGAGGGCUAAAUUGGAAAAGGAGUACAAAAAGAUUGAUGCAAGACUUGAUGAGCUGGUUGCAGCACAUUCUCAAGAAAUUACCGAAGUUAUGCAGAAAUUCACCAGUGUAGGUGCAGCUCUAAGUGUUUGGGGUGCGCAUAGUGCGGCAGCUGCGGCCAGGCUAGCGGCGUGCAGAGCGCUGCUACGCCUGCGUCGUGCCGAUCUGCGCCGUCUGUGGGCAGACGCUAGAGCCCACCACCACGCUCUACGAAUGCUUGCUGAUAUCGAAAGGGUGGUGGUGUCGGAGAGGUGUUGCCGCGAGCUGGCGAGCGCCGGCCGCGUCCUGGCCGCCGCCCACGCACUGCAGGCGGCGCUGCACACGCAACGUACGGAGCUGCCGCACGUGCGCGCCCUCUCCGCCACCGCGGACAGCCUGCAGGCCAAAAAGCUGGAGCUGGUGGAGCAGAUAGUGCGACGGCUGGGUGAAGCGGUGUACAGAGGGGAGCGCGCGCCCUUGACCAGGCGCCUGUCCGCCCGCAGGCGCACAGCUCUACUGCUGGCAGAGCUGACGAAGACCGAAGACGUGACCGACGCGUACUUGCAAGACAUCACCCCGGAGUUCGAGGCGUCGCUGUCCGAAGAGGACAAGACGUUCGAGACCACGGUCAUGAUAUCGCUGGAGGCGCUCGGGGUGUUGGAGCAGUUGAAGGAGGCCACUGAGAAGUUCAAAGUGCAAAUACAAACGGAGCUGCUGGAGGUGAUCGAUUCGGUGUCGCGGCGAAUAAUAGAGGACGGCGACGCGGAGGCGGAGGCGGAGCCCGAGUGCGAGGAGGACGGCGAUAUGGCCGAGAGCGAAGGAGUGACGGAGACGGGGCGACCGCUGGCGAAGCUGGUCGCCUGCCUGAGCGAGGAGUUCAGGGCUUGCGGCGCCAGGAACAAAAGGCUAUUGCAGUUGUGGCGUGCUGCCCUCCAGAAGUACCGAGUGCCCGACACAACUCUUCACACCGAGCAACACUACUGGAGUGCUGUGCAGCAAGUCCUGCAGCUGCUGCUGACGGAGUACCUGGAGAUCGAGAGCGUGGCGCUGGCGGCGUCGCGCGGCGCCGGCGCGGGCCCGGCCGGGGAGCCGCCCGCCGACCUGCGCCUCACCGACUUCUUCGCCAAGAAGCGCCCGCCGCGCCGCCGCGCCAAGCUCUUCCGGCUGGCAGCGCCAGUGCCUAGCAGCCCGAGCGGCGCGCGGCGGCAGCGCUAUCCUCUGGUGUGUCGGCCGCAGCCCUGCUUGCUGCACGCCGCUCUGCCAGCCCUGCACCCGCUCUGCGCGCACAUCGAGUCCCUUCCCGGCGGGGGCGAGUGCUCGCUGCGCGCGUUCAUCACGGACUACGUGCGCUGGGGCGAGAGCGAGCGUUUGGCGUUGGAGGCGAGGGGCGCCAUCGAAGCGGCCGCCAAGGCGCCGGCCGCUUGGCGGGAGCGCACCGUGCCGACCGCCGCCGCCGGUGUUGCCAGCGACCGGCGCAACGUGUCCGUGUGCGCCCUGGCCGGGUGGGAGGCGGUGGCCGAGUGCGCGGCAGGGGCGCGCCGCUGCGGCCCGUGCGGCGGCGGCGCAGCGCUGCGGGCCGUCAGCGCCGCCUUGGCAGCCCUGGCGGCGGCGGCCAGAGCGGCCCACGCUAGGCUGCAGCCCGGCGGCGCCUCCAGGGCUGCACGCUGGUUGGCCGACGACGACAUCGUCCGAUUUUUGCAGUCCCUGCCCAACUACAGCGCGGCGGUCUCGCAGGCGACCCACACCAGCCAGGAGUUGAAGCAGUCGUAUGAACGCGAGGCAGAGAUCCUGGGUUCAAGUCUCGGCGAUGGAGAGGUGGCGCGACGCGAAAUCGUCAGUGACAUCAACGUACUCGCAGAUUUGGCACUCUUAUGUGAAAGCAUGGAUUGGCUUAGUGCCAACGUCAAAACACUGCCGAGUUUCGUCUCUGCGCCGACGUCUGCUGGUACUUCUUUGAAACUCACGGAAAAGUUUUCCAGUGAGGUCUCCUCUGCCGCCGCUGUUUUCGAGGACAUAUCGCACAAGUGCUUACUCUUUUUGCACUUGGAAAUGCGGAUCGAGUGCUUCCACUACCUGGGGCAGGAGGAGCGGGAGGGGGGCGUCGAGGGGGAGGCGGAGGGGGCGGGGGGAGCGGCGCAGCUGGCCCAGGCGCUGCUCGCCUUCCACGAGAGGGCGGCCGCCACACUAGCGCCACCACGCCGAGCGUACAUAAUGAACGGGCUGGGCGAGAUGAUGUCGGCGGCGGUGGUGUGGCGCUGGCAGACGGAGCGCGGCGGCGCGGCGGCGGCGGCGGGCGCGGGCGCGCGGCUGGCCGCGCUGCGCCACUGCCUCGCCGCGCUGCAUCUGCCGCACCACGGGCUGCACGCCGCCCACGCCUACCUGCACCUGCUCGCCUGCACGCCCGAGGAAAUAAUAACGUCCGUCCGCGAGAAGGGGCCGCAGUUCUCCGAGCUGGAGUACCUGAACGCGUUCAAGGUGAUAGGCGCCAGGCGAGGGUUGCCCGCCGCGGACAUGCGCGCGCACCUGCAACGCCUCGCCGCCGCCCUGGGCCACGUCGGUGUUACCGUC
This is a messenger RNA of Iphiclides podalirius (scarce swallowtail), 2709 nucleotides long. The record is from the annotation of a GenBank genome assembly. Lineage: Eukaryota; Metazoa; Arthropoda; Insecta; Lepidoptera; Papilionidae.